UCAAGACUUGAGUGGUGACAAUGAAUCAAUAGAGCCGCAUUUUCUCGAGAGUACAAGAUCAUUCCACUAUCUCCUUUAUAAACCCGUGACAACGGUAUCCGGACUAUGCUAUUCAUUAGAUUUACACCGAACAUCUAUAGCAUUAAGCACUCAGUUAGUUCUCAGUUUACAAAGUUCUUUACUUCUUCAAAAUGUCGUUGAUUCCAAGUUUCUUUGGUGGCCGAAGGAGCAACGUUUUCGAUCCAUUCUCCCUUGACGUUUGGGACCCCUUCAAGGAUUUUCCUUUAACCAAUUCUGCACUUUCUGCUUCUUCAUUCCCUCAGGAGAAUUCUGCUUUUGUGAGCACCAGGAUUGAUUGGAAGGAGACCCCAGAAGCACAUGUGUUCAAGGCUGAUCUUCCUGGACUGAAGAAGGAGGAAGUGAAGGUUGAAAUUGAAGGUGAUAGGGUUCUUCAGAUAAGCGGAGAGAGGAAUGUUGAGAAAGAAGAUAAGAACGAUCAAUGGCAUCGUGUGGAGCGCAGCAGCGGAAAGUUCAUGAGGAGAUUCAGGUUGCCCGAAAAUGCGAAAAUGGAUCAAGUGAAAGCUGCAAUGGAGAAUGGUGUUCUCACUGUUACUGUUCCAAAAGAAGAAGUUAAGAAACCUGAUGUUAAGUCCAUCGAAAUCUCUGGUUGAACACAUAUUCAAGCUCUAUUACUCUGUUUUUAGGUUGAGAAUAUUGUGAAGUGUGUUGUGUGUGCGUUCUGUUUUAUGUAAAAGUAAAUUCUGUGAAUUAUAUUUUGUAAGGAAUAAAUUAUGUAAGAAUGGUUUAAUUAUCUAUUGUCUCA
Messenger RNA from Medicago truncatula (barrel medic), 823 nucleotides. RefSeq names its product 18.1 kDa class I heat shock protein. NCBI's taxonomy places the organism in Eukaryota, Viridiplantae, Streptophyta, Magnoliopsida, Fabales, Fabaceae. The transcript has a single exon. The record is from RefSeq and is a predicted model, not a curated record. The coding region runs from base 192 to 671 and encodes 159 amino acids.